AUGCCGCGCAAAACCAAGACCGCCGCCUCAGUUGCAGAAAACCGCGAAGCUCAGCGAAGGUCCAGAGCCCGACGACGAGAUCUGAUUGCCGACCUGCGGAGACGAUUGGAAGAGUACGAGCGGAUAGGCGUGGCAAGCGCGAUAGAAAUGCAACGCGCUGCUCAGGCCGUCAACAUACAGAACCAGCGACUGAAGAGCUUGCUUGGCGUGUACGGGGUCCCGGAGGAUGAGAUUGAACAGUAUCUGUCCUCCGGCGAGGAAGGCUGCGUGGAACUGAAUCGUCGCCGUGAAUGCACCACAUGUGGACGCUUACUGCCUAGGAUCACGCAAACGAUGACCGUGCCGAUGGAAGGCCGGCCCCAGAGCUCCUAUAGGUCUGCACCGAGCACGGCCAGGGACGCAGUGCCGACGCUGGGAUCGGGCUUGUUGACUUUAGCCAAGCCGACACCUAUUCGGAAGCAGUCACCAUAUGCCGAAUCGCCGUUUCGAUCGACGGCAAUGUCCCGAAAAGAACAUGAAGAGACAUGCGUGCUUCCAGAAGAGGCACAGAGAUUGCACCGCAGAUCUCAUGCGGCAAACGGGCUUGGCAGCACAACUAAGGGUAACACUCCAGUCCCGAUUGACGUGCUCUCGGCGCUGUCCGACUCUCUCGUCUCGUCAAGUUCCGUCACCGACGACGGUGACCAUUCGGAAUCGCUGAGAACAUCGUGCGACAAAGCGGCAAAGAUACUCGUCGAACUUCACAACUAUGUCGAUCCGUCCCGGGCUCGUUCGGCGCUCGGGUGCCAUGGAGAUAGCAGCUGCUCGGUCAAGAACACCAAGAUCUUUGAGCUCAUGGACCACCUUGAAUAG
Geosmithia morbida is the source of this 852-nucleotide messenger RNA. RefSeq lists its product as uncharacterized. NCBI's taxonomy places the organism in Eukaryota, Fungi, Ascomycota, Sordariomycetes, Hypocreales, Bionectriaceae. Bases 1 to 852 code for a protein of 283 amino acids. The record is from RefSeq and is a predicted model, not a curated record. The transcript is spliced from 2 exons.